GUAGCGUGCAGUAAAUUACUACGUCAACAAAAUUAUUUCCGUGUUUGGUAUCAUAGUGGUGGAAUUUUGCGAAAGAAACCAAGAGAUGGAUCAGAGGGCUUGAAAUAUGUUCAAAUUGUACCGGAACCUAAAUGCAAAAUUGAAGAAGGGAAAGAAAAGAAUAAAAGUAUAGCAUUUGUGCAUUUCACAAUGUUACGAAUGCGAUUACCU
Molecule: messenger RNA, 210 nt
Organism: Loa loa (African eye worm)
Lineage: Eukaryota; Metazoa; Nematoda; Chromadorea; Rhabditida; Onchocercidae
Exons: 1
Source: RefSeq, a predicted model, not a curated record